This is a messenger RNA of Patella vulgata (common limpet), 6716 nucleotides long. Its product is annotated as coiled-coil domain-containing protein 186. Gene Ontology annotation, cellular component: trans-Golgi network. Lineage: Eukaryota; Metazoa; Mollusca; Gastropoda; Patellidae. The record is from RefSeq and is a predicted model, not a curated record. The transcript has 19 exons. Gene Ontology annotation, molecular function: small GTPase binding. The coding region runs from base 129 to 4007 and encodes 1292 amino acids. Gene Ontology annotation, biological process: vesicle cytoskeletal trafficking.
AUCCAAUGUUUUUGUCAUCCACCAUCUUGAGUUGUUGGCAGACGGAAAUUGUAGUCACUUGUCAAAAAUAAUUUAUUUGUAACUUCUAUACUGCUUUAUAGGAUGCCAAUUAAAGGAGUUGAUAAACUAUGAGUGAAAUCAUUGGUGAUGGAGAAAACGACGAAUUAGCCGAAAACCCUCAACCCGAAGCCGAUGCAGAUAUCAGUACUGAAAAUGUAGAAUCAUCGUCACGGGAUACUGAUAGGGCAGAAGGAGAUGUGUUGAAUGUUGAAGCUAAUGAAGACCUUGUAGAAAGUGAAAGUAACGUUGUCCCUCAGAACAACAACCAGGAAGAAGGAGAUGAGGUGAACAUCUGUGUAGAAGCUGGUGGUAAUGUUGGCCCUCAUAAUGCAGAAGGAGAAAGUUUGAAUGGAGAGGCUAAUGCUGAACCAGAAUCGCAUCCUGGUAAUUUAGAAACUGAAAGUAAUCAUUUUGCGAAUGGCAGAGGUGCUGAAAUUACUGACAGAGCAGAAGGAGAUGUUUUAAAUGUCGGGGCUAAUGCUGAACCUCACACUGCUCAUGUAGAAUCUGAAAGUGAGUAUGAUGUGUCUCACAGUAACCGUCAAAAUGACAAUGUGACUCAUGGUGAUUUCAGUGUAGGAGCUGAAAUACCUGAUGAUGAUGAUGCUGUUUACUGCUCUCAGACUGGUGAUGAAAGUGAAUCAGCAGAGAGUGAAAUGGGAUCAGUUUCUGAUGUAGUGAACAAUAUUGUACCAUUACCAAGUGGCUCUGUUGAUAAUGUUACACAAGAGAAUGUACCUUCUACUUUGAACCAAGUUUCAGCAGCAGCAGCAGCAGCACCUGUUAAAACAUCAAGUGAUCAGGCACCAGAAUGUGAUCAACCCUUUGAGGCAGGUGCCCCUUGCCCUCAGGAGGUUUUAGUGAGGAAUGCCACCCCAGAACUUAAUAAUUCAGACACUGGUUGCAGCAUUUCGUUACAAAUGUGUGAUAGCCAGAAUACCGGUACACAGAGUGAUUCAGGAAAUUGUCAAUCAGAAUCAGAACAUUCAGUUUCUCAGAAUGCUGAAAGCACGGCUUCUGCAACACAAAAUAAUUUGAAUUGCAGGAAGGAUGAUGAACAUGAAGGAAUGCCUCUGGAUGACUCAGAGUCUUCAAAUGAUAGUAGUGGAUUUUCUGAAUGUGAUAUAAACAAUGCAAAUAAAUCUACAGUUUCAAGUGCUAAUAAUAUUUCAAAUGGUGAUAAUCAUAAUCAUGAAAACCUCUGUUCUGAAUCAAGCAGCCAGUCAACAAGUGCAUCCUCUAAACCUGAAUCUCCGGAAAAAUCGCAAAAUUGUGUAACUGGUGAUACAAGUAAGAACAGUAUGGAGAUUCAGUCAACUCCAGUUAAUCAGGAAAGAAGUCAAAUUGGGACGAGACACGGGGCCAAAAAAUUUCCAAUUUCCCGGAAAUCUCCACCAGGAAUUGACUUUCUGCAUUUGUCCGAUAGCUCAGAGGAUGAACUUUUAAAUGAAUUAGAUGCAGCUUUGUUAUGUCAGUCACAUUCCCCACGUAAUUCUAACGACAGACAGUUCAAUAAUUCAACAACACAGAGACAAAAUGAUAGCACAAAUUCAUCUGUGUCUGCGAUGACAACUUCAUCUAAUGAAUUCAGACAGAGACAAAAUGGUAGCACAAAUUCAUCUGUGUCUGCGAUGACAACUUCGUCUAAUGAAUUCAGACAGAGACAAAAUGGUAGCACAAAUUCAUCUGUGUCUGCAAUGACAACAUCAUCUAAUGGAUUAAGACAGUUUCCAAUAAAGGAAUCGGUGAUCGUCCAAAAAGUUGAACAAAAUAUAGAGGCUCUUAGUAAGCAGCUACAUACUAAAGAAGAAGAUGUCAAAUCUAUCACAGUAUAUUGUGAAACCUUGAAAGAAAAAUUAAAAACUCUAGAAGAAGAUAAAAAAGAAUUACAAUUUGAAAUAAAGAGAUUAAAAGAAGACGACAGAGAUAAUUUAUAUUUACCACAAAUUAAAGAGUUAGACAACACAAUAGCAGCUCAACAAAAGGAAAUCCAGCAUACCAAAGAAACCUUAAUUUCUCACGAUGCACUAGCCAAGCGUAAAAUAGCCUCUAUGCAAAAUGAUUACAAGCUUCGUAUAGACCAGGUGACGAAAAUGUACGAAGAUUGUUUACGAGAAAAAGAUACUAUGGUUGUGAAUUACGCUGUUGCCGAACAAAAAAAUAUUGAAGCCAAGAAGGCCACAGAGAAAAUGGAAAAUAAAUUCAAAGAAAAGAUAAAGGAACAGGAAUCAUUAAUAGCUAAAUUAAAAGCCAUGAGAGGUGAAAAACAAAAAAUAGCAGCUGAGGUUGAUGCUAAGUUAAAUGAAUUAUCAGGAGCACAUAAAGAAAUGGAAAGAAUGAAAGAAAUGUUAACUUCUGCUGAUGUUAGAAUUAAGUGGGCACAGAAUAAACUGAAAGCAGAAUUGGAAGCUCAUAAGGAAACUAAAAUAGAACUAGAAAAAACAACCCAGAAGUUAAAGAUGGCUAAAGAAGAAACAUGGCAAAUACGUAAAGAUUGUCAAGCUAUAGUUAAACAGUAUCAGGAAUCAGAAGAAAUCAAAUCUAAUAGUCUAGAUAAAGAAUUAAAAUUGAAAGAAUCUGAAUUAAUUGUUCAAAGACAGGAAAAAAGUGAUUCACAAGAGGUGUAUAAUAUGACAGUAAAAGAAUUAGAUGUUUUAAAGUCUAAACAUAAAGAUGCUAUAGAAGAACUUAAAACACUACGAGAUAAGGUUUAUUGUUUAGAAGAUGAAAGAAAACAGAAUGAAGAAACAAUGUCUAAAUAUAAAGAAAUAAUACAGAAACAGAAAGGUGAAAAUAAAACAUGUCAUGAUAAACUUGGUAAUCUUGGUCAAUUAGAGGAUGAUUUCACCAGAGCUCAAGAUAUGAUAAAGAAUUUAGAUCGUGAGAUAGCAGAUUUACGAAUAACGAACAAAGAUCUUCAGUUAGAUAUUGAAGGCUGUCGAACAAGAGAGAGUGAACUAUUAGAAUUAACACAGAAACUAAGUCGUACUAACGCUAAAUUACAGUCAGAAAAUACUAAUUCAAAUAAUCAGGUUGUAUCAUUAUCUAGUAAAGCCAGCAAUAUGGAGAUGGAAAUACAAAGUCUAGAAGAAAAAUGUAGAGAUUUAGCUGAGAGGUUGAGUGAAGAGGAGAAAAAAUAUGGAACAGAAUGUGUCAGUUUAAAAACAGAAUUAGCUGAAAAAAAUAAAACAGUAUCUGACUUAAAACAGAAAUUGGAAGAUGAAAAAGAUUUGAACCGAACAUUAAAACGUAAACAUGCUAAUAACAUCAAGGAUUUAACAAGACAGUUACAUCACGCUAAGAAAAAACUAGAAAGUUAUGAAAAUCAUCACCAUGGUGAGAAAGACGUAACUAGUCUUGGAUCUCGGACCAGCUCUAAUGGAUCUUUAAACACAAUGACAGAUGGUCACUCACAACACCCUGCUCAACAAAAUCAUCAUCAUCAUCAUCAUCAUCAAGUUCAACCUGUUAAACCCCCAGAACCUGAAUAUCCGGUGAUAACAGAACAAGUAGAAGUAGAUAAACAGGUUUUAAUAGAGAGAAUCGUACGACUACAGAAAGCUCAUGCUAGAAAAAAUGAAAAACUAGAAUUUUUACAAGAUCAUAUCCAACAAUUAGUGGAUGAGGUUCAGAGAAAGAAAAGAAUAAUCCAGAGUUAUAUACUGAGAGAAGAACAAGGAGCCUUGGCACCUGAAGCAAUGGAUGAAAAUAAGGCUUUGUUAGCGAAGAAAGGUGGAAUAAUGGCUUCGCUGUACAGUUCACAUCCACAAGAUGGUCACAUGACGUUAGAUUUGUCUUUAGAAAUAAACCAAAAGCUUCAAAGUGUUUUAGAAGAUACAUUGUUAAAAAAUAUUACCCUCAAGGAGAAUAUUGAUACACUAGGACAAGAAAUUGCCAGAUUAUCAAAAGAAAACCGACAACUGCAGCUGCAUUUACAAGGCCGUUAAAAUCGACUAUCAGAAGUGAUGAUUCUACAGAUAAAAUCUCUUUGUUUGUGUGAUAGUUUGUAUUCACUGUCUGUACACAGUGCUUGUGUAAAUGCAACAGGCUUUUAUAUUCUUGGCAGACAUUCUGUUUGUACACCAUAAACUCUAAGAGAAUGUUAAACUCAGUCAAAUGGUUGUUGUUUAAAUGCAACAGGCCUUUAUAUUCUUGGCAGACAUUGUUUGUACACCAUAAACUCUAAGAGAAUGUUAAACUCAGUCAAAUGGUUGUUGUUUAAAUGCAACAGGCCUUUAUAUUCUUGGCAGACAUUGUUUGUACACCAUAAACUCUAAGAGAAUGUUUAACUCAGUCAUAUGGUUGUUGUGUAAAUGCAACAGGCCUUUAUAUUCUUGGCAGACAUUGUUUGUACACCAUAAACUCUAAGAGAAUGUUUAACUCAGUCAUAUGGUUGUUGUGUAAAUGCAACAGGCCUUUAUAUUCUUGGCAGACAUUCUGUUUGUACACCAUAAACUCUUAAGAGAAUGUUAAACUCAGUCAUAUGGUUGUUGUAUAUAUACAGCAGGCUUUUAUAUUCUUAGCCUACAUUUUUUCUGUGUACACCAUAAACUCUUAUGAGAAUGUGUAAGCCUACGAUUACAGUCAGACGUUGUGAGAUUAUCCAAAAUGACCCGCUUUCAAGCACGGCUUGUGUAAUCCUUUAUUUAUUAUAUAAUAGGCCUAAACAAUUUAAUUUUUAGCUUUUUGAGGUCUUUGAUCUUAAUAAAUAAAUAGCCAGUUUGAAUGAUGUUUUCUUUGAAAUUUUGAAUUUCAAAAAUUUGAAACUCGAAACUUUUGAGAAGAGUGACCAAGUAUUUUUUUGUUUUUAAACUAUUUUUUUUCCCUAAGAAAUAGAAAACAAAAUUUAGUAGAGCUUCCUGGAGAACAGACAUUCAAAUUGGCAUGGUCUUGUCAGUUAUUUUGUAUAAUUGCCUGAGUACCUGUACUAUGUAACUAUAAACUGAAAGGGUAGUAACUAUUAACUCAAAGGGAAGUAACUUCAUUAUUAAUGGACAAUAAUAGGAAUCAGACCACUAAGUUUGCCUGUAUUAUUAAUGAAUGAUUGUUUGUAUAUUUUAGCCUGUAUGUGAUAUAUAUAUAUAAUUAUCAGGCUUAUAUUCUUGUACAGUAUGGUAUUACAAUAUUUAACAAUGGUUGUGAUGAUCCUAUCACUUGUGGUGAGAUAUUAGUGCAUGCAGAUUGUAAAAAACUCGAGAAAAUGUAGGCCAAUAUCUUAUAAAUUGGUUAUAUUGUUGAAGUCUAGAUAAUUGUAUGAAUUAUCAAAGCAAACAUUUAAACUAUGUAUGUAGUAUAUUGAGAUAUUUAAUAUUAUCAUAUCAUUUAAAUCAAAUAUAUGUAGAUUAUCAUAUCAAUAUUUAGUACUGUACAACAGGAGGGAAAAUAUCUUAUUGAAAGUUUGACUCUAUUGUCUAUGGCCUUCUGGAUCUGAGCAAGAACUUAGAACAGAGCUUAGAUAGUUGUUAUCUGCUCCUAGCCAUCUUGCUCUGAGUUAAAUAUCUGCAAUGAGCUUAACAAGUCUUAAGAGUCUAUUGUCUAUGACUUUCUGGAUCUGAGCAAGAACUUAAAAAAGACCAUAGCCAGUUGUUACCUGCUUCUAGCCAUUUUGCUCUGAGGAAAAUAUCUGCAUUGAGAGCUUAGAAAGUAUUAGAGUCUGUUUUCUGCUCCUGGCCUUCUAGAUCUGAGAAAGACCUCAGAACAGACUUCAGUGAGUUGUUACCUGCUCUUAGCCAUCAUGCUCUGAACAGAGCUUAUCGAGUAUUAAACUCUAUUAUCUGCUCGGUGCCUUCUGGAUCUGAGACAAUAUCUACAGCACCGACCUUAGCAAGUAAUCGACUCUGUUAUCUGCCUGGAGCCUUCUUGAUCUGAGAAAAAUAUCAACAGAACUUAGCGAGUUGUUACCUACUCCUAAACUUCUUCCUCUGAGAAAAAUAUCUACAGAGCUUAGCAAGUAAUCGACUCUGUUAUCUGCCUGGGGCCUUCUGGAUCUGAGAAAAAUAUCAACAGAGCUUAGCGAGUUGUUACCUGCUCCUAAACUUCUUCCUCUGAGAAAAAUAUCUACAAGUAUUAGACUCUGUUAUCUGCUCCUGGACAUCUGGAUCUGUUCCUGGUCUUUUGGAUCUGAGACCAGAGAGAUAGUGACAUGGACUAAGUAAUGAGGGAACAAGAUAUCCAAAUGAUAUAUUUUAUGAUUUUAUAAGUUUGAGUGAAGGUGUGAUUGUUCUGGUCUGUUCUACAUCAUUUAAACCUAGUUUGCCUUUUAUUAUUAACCAGCACAAAAGAUCUCAUGAAUAUUGAUCUACCUGUGGAUUCAUUUUAACAGAAAAAGUUUCGUGUUUUUCAUUGUAAGAGGAUUUUCUUUUGUUUGUCAGAUUGGAACGUAUUUUGUAUCACCAGAUAUGUCUCUAUAGAAACCAACACAAGCAUUCCUCAAACUGUAUCUGCAAAAAAAAAAGGACUUAACUAAGCUAACGGCAGAGGUUGAGAUGUUCCUAACGCGUUUUGUUCUGGUUAUGUCUUAUAAUUAGUCUAUUUUGAUCAAAUUUGUCUAAAUUAGUUGGAUAGAAACCUGUAGUUUGUCUAAAAUUGUUUAAAAUUGUGUCAAUUUUGUUUAAAAUUGUGUCAGUUUUGUUUAUAAUUGUGUCAAAAAUUGUGUC